This is a messenger RNA of Juglans regia (Persian walnut), 1385 nucleotides long. Its product is annotated as DNA repair protein XRCC2 homolog. Gene Ontology annotation, cellular component: Rad51B-Rad51C-Rad51D-XRCC2 complex; replication fork. The record is from RefSeq and is a predicted model, not a curated record. Lineage: Eukaryota; Viridiplantae; Streptophyta; Magnoliopsida; Fagales; Juglandaceae. Gene Ontology annotation, biological process: double-strand break repair via homologous recombination. Bases 94 to 1122 code for a protein of 342 amino acids. The transcript has 10 exons. Gene Ontology annotation, molecular function: ATP-dependent DNA damage sensor activity; ATP binding; DNA binding.
CAUGCCUUGAUUUGAUUGACCAAAUGUCAUGUGCUAAUAUUUUCCCCCAGACUCCCGCCCAAAGCCAUCCGGAAGUAGUUUCAAGUGAAAAAAAUGGAAGAAGUGGUGGCCAGCCCCAGAGAAUGGAUCGAUCGGAACGAGAGCGCCAAAACGAUGCUCGCUAGGGUUUUAACAGCGCGACCCUUGCUGCUUCUUCCCCCACUUCAUAGGGUUCCCCUACGCGUCGGUAAUGUGGUUGAGCUUGUCGGCACUUCUCCUUCUGCCAAAACCCACAUCCUGAUUCAGGCUGCAGUGAGUUGUGUUCUUCCUAAAGAGUGGAAUGGGGUGCACUAUGGAGGCCUCGACCGCUUGGUAAUGUUCAUUGACUUGGACUGUCGGUUUGAUAUUUUGCGCCUUUCUAAAAUGCUGAAGCAUCGAAUAAAUGGGGAAUCUAAUGGAUCAUUAAAAAAAAUAGAUCAGGAGCACAUGGAUUUUGACUUAUGGAACAAUGAUACCAAAAAGAGUCCUACUUAUGAUGAGGAAUUAUAUUCUUUGUGCAUGAGACGGUUCCUGUUCAUUCGCUGUUAUGAUAGUUUUCAGUUUCUUGCCACGCUCAAGACAUUGAACUAUCGGAUUCGGAAGGAACAAGAACUGCAUGGCAUUAGUGUUCAUAUACUCAUGAUCGACAGUAUUGGAGCUUUCCAUUGGAUAGAUCGUGCCUCAACAUUCAUGCCAUUAGGGGCUACUAACAGGAAAACCCCCUCUCUUCAGACUGUGUCAGAAACUGUAGUUCAGGAGAUUAGAAAGCUUCUGCUGUUGCAUCCCAUGCUUGUCAUAGCUACAAAAGCUACCAUUUUUGGAGAUAGAUAUUCCAUGGAGACCAAACGGAAUUUGGGGAAAUUGGAUACCUCAAAUUCAAGAAGCAUGAGCAGUACAUCUCUGCAACUUCCUUACCGUGAGUACAUGCCUUCUGUCUGGCAGACCUUUGUUACACACAGGGUACUUGUAGGAGCAUCAGAUGAUCCUUUCAUUCGAACCAAUGACGGUGAUUGCUCGCUCUAUUUUUCAGAAUGGCUGCUCCCACCACAGAGUUUUGUGGAUAAAUUUAUAGUCAAAGAGGCUGGUGUCUUCAUGGUCCCAUGAACUGCGUGAAGAUUUGUUUGUGCAAUCUUGAUUCUUUCUUGAUCUCUAACAUGAUGCCGAUCAAAAGUACAUGUCAAAUAGUAAGAGAAAAACAAUUACAAGAAACUAUGUAAAAUUAAAGAGAAAUAGUAAGAGAAUUGAAAGAUUGUAAUAUAUGAAUCUAGGUCUUCAGGAACUUGAUAUCAUUUAUCUCAAAUUACUUAUGUAUUACAUAUGAUCCUCGAGAUUCACUUUUACAUUGAAGGAUAAGAACUAUAAAAUGG